AUGCACGCCAUCCUGCGCGUGCACUCCUACGGCCCAAGCAAGUCGUUCUGCCACAAGAGGCUCAACCUCACGGAGCAGAAAUUUUCGCUGCACGUCAUGCUCAACGCGGACAGGGAGUUUAUGGCGCAGAAGGAGGCGCCGCACCGCGAUUUCUACAACGUUCGUAAGGUGGACACCCACGUGCACCACAGCGCGUGCAUGAACCAGAAGCACCUGCUGCGUUUCAUCAAGGCGAAGCUGAAGCGCGAGCCGCACGAGCAGGUCAUCUAUCGCGACGGCAAAUUUCUCAACCUUCGCGAGGUUUUCGAGUCUAUCAACCUGAGCUCCUACGACCUCAACGUCGACACGCUGGACAUGCACGCGGACAAGAACACGUUCCACAGGUUCGACAGGUUUAACCUCAAGUACAACCCGUGCGGACAGUCCCGGCUCCGCGAGGUUUUCAUCAAGCAGGAUAACCUGAUCCGAGGGCGGUUCCUGGCCGAGGUGACGAAGGAGGUCAUCUCCGAUCUCGAGGCGGCGAAGUAUCAGAUGGCCGAGUACCGCAUAUCCAUCUACGGCCGCCGCGCCGCGGAGUGGGACACGCUCGCGUCGUGGGUCCUCAACAACCGGAUCUUCAGCAACAACGUCGUCUGGCUCAUCCAGCUCCCGCGCCUGUACAACAUCUACCGCGGCCAAGGCACGGUGCAGAACUUUCAGCAGAUGCUCGACAACAUCUUCCAGCCCCUCUUCGAGGUCACCGUCGACCCGUCGUCGCACCCGGCGUUGCACCACUUUUUGCAGCUCGUCGUGGGCUUCGACAUGGUGGACGACGAGUCAAAACCCGAGCGAAGGCCGUCUAAGCACAUGCGAACGCCGGAGGAAUGGGACGUGCCCCACAACCCAGCCUUUGCGUAUUACGCCUAUUACGUCUACGCGAAUUUGUACACCCUGAACAAGCUUCGGGAGAGCAAGGGGCUGAACACCAUAUCGUUCCGGCCGCACGCGGGGGAGGCUGGCGACAUCGACCACCUCGCCGCGGCGUUUUUGCUCACCAAGAACAUCGCGCACGGCAUCAACCUGCGAAAAUCGCCGGUGCUGCAGUACCUCUACUACCUGGAGCAAAUCGGCCUGAACAUGUCGCCGCUGUCGAACAACUCGCUCUUCCUCGACUACCACCGCAACCCCUUCCCGGUGUACUUUGCGCGAGGGCUGCGGGUCACGCUGAGCACCGACGACCCCCUGCAGAUUCACAUGACGAAAGAACCGCUCGUGGAGGAGUACUCGGUGGCGGCGAGCGUGUGGAAGCUCAGCGCCGCGGACCUGUGCGAGAUUGCGAGAAACUCGGUGCUCAACUCUGACUUUCCCCACGAGGACAAGCAGCACUGGGUCAGCGACACGUACUGGCUCCCGGGGCCCUCGGGGAACGACAUGAAGAAGACGAACGUUCCGAACAUCAGGGUGCAGUUUCGCAACGACGUCCUCGCCGCGGAGAGGGCGCUCGUCGCCGCGGGGGUGGCGCAGGCCACCGCGAAGGGACGCGCGCUCCACGUGUCUUAA
This is a messenger RNA of Micromonas commoda, 1539 nucleotides long. RefSeq lists its product with no specific name. NCBI's taxonomy places the organism in Eukaryota, Viridiplantae, Chlorophyta, Mamiellophyceae, Mamiellales, Mamiellaceae. The coding region runs from base 1 to 1539 and encodes 512 amino acids. Gene Ontology annotation, cellular component: cytosol. The transcript has a single exon. The record is from RefSeq and is a predicted model, not a curated record. Gene Ontology annotation, biological process: AMP metabolic process; IMP salvage. Gene Ontology annotation, molecular function: AMP deaminase activity.